AGUCUAUCGCUCGACUUCGACGCGACAUAAUCAUUUCUUCGUCUGUGCUCAUUCACCGCAUUGUGCCAUAUUACACCACAGAGCUAAUGCUCUAAUAGACAUUUUUGACAGUUAGUUUACUUUCAAUACGAUCGCUAUGUCGACCUUAAGUCAUCACCCGUACGCGUUUUCGAUGCAUCCGGGGAUGCUCCCGGAGUAUCCGAGCGCGCCGCAGCCGCUGCCGGCGUCUUCACCCCAGUCCGAAGGUCACAUCAAGAGGCCGAUGAACGCUUUCAUGGUGUGGUCGAGACUGCAGAGGCGCCAGAUCGCAAAGGACAACCCGAAGAUGCACAAUUCCGAAAUUUCUAAAAGACUCGGAGCCGAAUGGAAGUUGUUGUCGGAGAUGCAGAAACGUCCAUUUAUCGACGAAGCAAAGCGUUUGAGAGCUUUACAUAUGAAAGAGCACCCUGAUUAUAAGUACAGACCGCGUAGGAAGCCGAAACCGCCUACGCCAGGUGGCGCUCCCGGCGCAGGAGCCUUUCCUAGCUUCCCGCUACCUUACUUCGCAGGACCGGCUCCCGCUUGCAGCCCCCUAGAUGGAUUACCAUACCCUGCUGUACCGCCGUACUUCCCGCAUCAGUUGGACCACCUGCAGUUUUCAAAGUUAAUGGCGCCGACGGCUGAGAAGUUGCCGACGGUGUCGUCAUCCGCUGCCGCUGUAGUGUCCUCAUUCUACUCAUCCCUGUAUACGUCACCGGCGGCACCUCCGAAGCCGUUUUCAUCGCCGCUGUUCCACCAGUACGGCGCGGCUCCCUCAUCACCACUGUCGCCGGCGACACCCACGCAGCAUAGCCCACACGACGAUCAGUUGCGGCGGCCGGUAUCCGUUAUAUAUUGAAGACCAACUUGCCUUCCUUGAAGGACACCAAUCUUUUGAGGUUCGGCAUUUUGGAAGUUGAAAGUGUUACAGACUGUGAAUUAUACGAACUUUAUUUAUUGAUUAUUAGAGAUAUAGUUGGAUAUUGUAAAACGGAGUGCGUCUCAUAUCAAGUGGCCUGUACAUAGUUUCGAGAAUAGGCCUUAGGGCGGCGUAUCAUUGAGUUUAAACUGUGAUUAUUGUUUUCGAUGCAUCAUUAACAUAUUUAAGGUAAUGUAGCGCCGGUUCGUUAGUUAUAUAAAGUGAGAUUGGUACCAAAAAGAGAUUAUUUUCUAUAUGUGUCAAAACAUUUAGAUGGGUAGUUAUGAGAUGACUUAUGAUGUGACUAUGGUUUUUGUUACUCUUGUCACUGGAUUCAGUUUGUUGAGUUUUAUCGUUUCUUUGUCUCGGCUCUGUCGAGGUCUCGCUUGGUAUAAUUAUAGCGGUAUAAUUUAUUUAUUGACUCCUGUGUAGAUGUACCUUACUAUUUGUAAAUUAGUUAUUUAAAUUGUAAGUUUAUUAGUGUAUUCAAAUGUAUAUAUUAGUAUUUAAUUCAGAAUCGAUGUGAGUACCAACGAUGUAUUAUAAUAGUAUUUGAAAUGAACCUUUGUUAAUGCCAUAAAAAUAAACACAAAAUUGUUUUUAUU
Diatraea saccharalis (sugarcane borer) is the source of this 1542-nucleotide messenger RNA. NCBI's taxonomy places the organism in Eukaryota, Metazoa, Arthropoda, Insecta, Lepidoptera, Crambidae. The record is from the annotation of a GenBank genome assembly.